AUGUUAGACGGCAUUCCAUACUUCACAAUGAUGAUCAGCAUCAUGCAUGCAGGCUACACCACUUUUCUCAUCUCCUCGCGUAAUCCACCAGCUGCCAUCACCCACCUGAUCAGCCAGGUGGGAGUUAAACACCUCUUCAUCAAGCUGGAACCGUCCAUGGAGAAACUCGCUGAUGAGGCGAUGAACCUUCUCAAGAUGGAAUACCCUUUGUCAAUUGCACCAAACUCCUCAUCUCUGCCACUAUUCGAAGAGCUUUACUUGCCGUUGUCCAUGGCCAUUGUUGACGUUCCUAUCAGGUCAAGGGUGCAAAUGCUCCUGCAUUGA
Messenger RNA from Laetiporus sulphureus 93-53, 324 nucleotides. RefSeq lists its product as uncharacterized. The transcript is spliced from 2 exons. NCBI's taxonomy places the organism in Eukaryota, Fungi, Basidiomycota, Agaricomycetes, Polyporales, Laetiporaceae. The record is from RefSeq and is a predicted model, not a curated record. Bases 1 to 324 code for a protein of 107 amino acids.